CUAUUUCUAUAUAAAGAGGGUUUUGGUAACCCUGGUGCAUAGGAACGUUUUAGUUUGUCGCAGGUUUCCGGUCGGACUGUUCGCGUUGCACCAUUCCUCAGGAAGUGAGCCAUUUCUCGGCAGCUUCCGUUUCCUAUUCCUGGUGCAUUGUGGAUCAGGCGGGACGCCAUUUAGUCGUUGAACAGCAGCCACGCUAGUAAGUAACCGGCAUAUUGGUAAACGUAUACUAAAUAAAUGGGGAAACACCCCCAGAGAUGGGGCCUCACCGUGGUGGGAGUGUAAAGAGUAAAUGCUUUAUUACCGGGCAAGAUUAUCGCCGCUGGAUACGGGGUGAAGCCGGGGAACUCCAAUAGGAAUGAAUUGUAUCAAUGUAUUGUGUAAAUAGAAUGCCGGGGGACGCUGGGUUGGUGUCUGAGAGUCAGAUGGAUACUUGGUGAUUCUAUGAAAUACAAUGAGACCAAGGAAAAUCAAAUUUAGGGGAUUACUAAAUCUGGGCAUUGUAUGAAGGGGGGACGUACAUCUAGACCGUGAGCUGGGCUCUGGGAGGCAACAGGACGACGAACGAUUAGACUAGUUAUAAAAAGUGCAAGGAUGGUGAGACUUUGUGUAGGAGGAGGUAAACUGGCAUGGCUACUGAUGGCCCAUAUAUAUUUGCGGGUUUUGCUGUAACAUUUAAAUUGGGCAUGUUAUGCACAUCUGUAAAUGUGUUUGUUUUUUUUUUUGUUUUUUUAUCAAUUAAUUUGAGGCUCAAUAGAUAACGUCAAUUUUAGGGCUAUUGAUUGUGAGUUCCACGUUUAAGGCCAAAAUAGCUGAAUUGAGAAGUCAUGUGUGUUUUCUCUAUUGGCUAAAGUUUAAGAUUUUACUCUGAAUUCUAUACAACUCACACAUUUUUAAAGUCCUUUAUUUUUGUCUGAUUUGCAUUAAGUGUCAGUUGAAAGUGGAGUUGUUACUUGCACCAUUGUGUGAAAUGCUGAGAAAUUCCAAUAACUUUUUAAAAGGGAACUGUCCAAAAAUGUACAUAUACUCUAUUAUUUUUAAUAAUCUUGCAGUAAAUUACACACAGCAUUAUCAAUCCGUGUACAGUGCUAACUAAAAGUUGAUCUAGGGGCCCCAGGUAAGAAGGUAAAUCACCGCAUACACCCCCUUCCCUCACAUAACCAGGACAUAGGUGGGAAGUACAUUUUAAAGGACCACUAUAGUGUCAGGAAAACAAACUUGUCUUCCUGACACUAUACAAUCCUUGGGACUCCCUCCCGUUGGGCUGAAUGGAUUAAAACGCCUUCAGCCACUUGCCUUUAUCCAGCGCCGUGCUCCCUCGGCACUGGCGACCUCUCCUCCCCCCCUCCGACGUCAGCUCUUGAGUGGAGCCGAAUGUGCAUGGGCGGCCAGAGCAACGCGCGCGCAUUAAAGAUGUCAGGAAGACAGCUACUAGAGGCUGGAUUAACCCUGCAAUGUAAACAAAGUGGUUUCUCAAACUAUGUUUUCAGCUGCAGGGUUAAAACCUGGGGGAACUGGCACAUAGACCACUUUAUUGAGCUGAAGUGGUCUGGGUGACUAUAGUGGUCCUGUAAUGUAUUUUGCCAAGUUGUCAGCAAACUGAUAUGUAAUAAAAUGUAUAACGUGCUGUUAUGGUCUUUGAUAUGUCGGGAGGAGUACCUGAUGAACCCAUGCAGUAGCUCCUCCUGUAGCAUAUGUGAGAAAUAUAGUGGGGCUUUAUGGCAACUUCUUCUGAUUACUGGGUGGGGAGCUGUAACCAAUGGUAUCCUCAGCAGUGUUUUAUUAGCUCUGACAUUCUGCUAAUUUGGCUACACGUUUAAUGUAUUUUUGUCUUGGGAGUACUGCAGUCUGUUGCCUUGUAGAUGAUGGUAGUUGUGGGUUUUGUUUUUACACAUUAACUUUAUUAGUGAUGCUCCACUGCACAAAUAGUCCAAUAAAAUUAAUGGCUUAGUACAUAUGCCCCCAGUGAAAAUCAUGCAUGCCAUCCCCCUCUAACUCCACUCAGCCUUUUUUGUGGGUGUCCAAUUACACAUUUCUCAAUGCAGUUUAAAGAGAAGGCUUUGCAAGGCAGGUGCACUUGCCUGACUCUUGAUGAUUUUUAUUUAAGCUUUUGAGCAAUCAGGAAGUAACAUGAUGCUUUGUCUGACAGCCUGGGAAGGGGGAUGUAACAAUUUAUAAAAGUUCCAGUUCCUAUUAAUCUCAUGUAACACAAGACACCCUUCACACAUACACUUUAGCAUGCUGAAGUGUUUUAGGGGUGUGCCUUUCAAUAAGUCUGCAAGGUAGGUAAAGGCUUUGACCAGAAUCAAUAUUCUGGUGUUUAGGAACGUCUGAAACUGUCUUACUUACUUGUGUGUUUUGCAGGUUUGUCACCUAGAACCAACAAACAUGUCUAUUGGCGUGCCAAUCAAAGUUCUCCAUGAGGCAGAAGGACACAUUGUGACAUGUGAAACAAACACUGGUGAAGUGUACAGAGGAAAGCUGAUAGAGGCAGAGGACAAUAUGAACUGUCAGGUGCGUUGUGUAUUCAAGUAAUUCAUAAUACUCCUAACAUGAAGUGGCAUCACUUUGCUUACGCCACCUUUUUAUAAUUUGCAUUUUGGGGCAAAUACUUAACCUACUGAAUUGGGGUAAUUGUUGCUUUUUGCCAAAAUGUCUAGAGUAACUUAUGAUGGAAAAAAGGAAAGUGUUCACUUUACUCUCAAGAGUAACUUAAUGUACUGCUUUUUAAAUUUAUAGACCCCAAAGACAAAUCUUUAAAUGUUCUGUACCUAUUCAGAUAAUUUGUCUGCAAAUAACAGGUGUUUCCUCUAUUGAUUACAUAUGACAUGAGUCACUGCUGGAUGUAGAAAGUAAACUAUGAUGAACAUGGCGCCCGGCCGUUCAACAUUGAAGUGUGAAAGUUCCUUAUAUUGGAUAGAAAAUGUAUCUUUAAGUGACUUUUUAAUAAAUGGUGUUGCUGUACUAUCUGUGAGUAAAUCUGAUAGUUUGGUACUUGAUUGUCCUCCUGGAGAUAAUCAGUCUCCAUAUGCAAAUGUUAUAACCCACUUGUCCUUUUACAGAAGGAAUUUAUAUAUUUUUUAUUUUAUUUUUUUGUGGGAAUUGAACAGACUACUAGAUUUGCCAUGGGGAAACGUCUUUUGAUGCCAUAAGUUAGUCAGAGGAAAACCUGCAUAUACAUGUAGUUACAUUUUAAAACCCCUAUAAUAAGUGCCUUAAGGCUGACUGCUAGCUUGUUUGCAUGUAAAACAUAACCCCCAAGACAUGCUUUCAAAUCUGUUAACAAAGAUCAGACAUAUACAUUACAGCCUAGACAUACCUCCAGUGGCCACUCAGAGGUGCUUUCUGGGACCGUGCUGCAGUGUGCAGCACUGACAUUUCGUAUAUCACCCUCUGCAUGAAGACACUGUAUAUGUUGAUUGGCCAGGACUGUUUGGCUUGUGCUGGCUCUGCCCCUGACCUGCUUUCUUAAAGGGACACUAUAGGCACCUAAACCACUUCACUCAUUGGAGUGGUCUGGGUGCAGUGUCCCUUUUGCAUUUAGUGCUGUAAUGUAAAACCUUGCGGUUCCAGAGACUACCAGACAGCCACUUGAGGGCUUCCUGAAUCUAAACAGACCUUUGGUCUGGUAUCUGACGCUGGACGUCCUCACUCUGCAUGAGGACAUCAGAUUUCCCCCAUUGUAAAGCAUUGAUUCAAUGCUUUCCUAUGAGGAGGUCAAAUGCGUGUGGCAUUGUUCACGUGCAUAAGCACCUGCUUGUUGCAGGACGUUGUAGAGGGGGGGAGCGUUGUCUCUGCUCUGAGAUCAGUUAAGUAAAUUAAGGGAUUUUUAAACCUUUGCCUGGUAUGUGGUUGAGAGGGGGCAGGGGGAGCGAUAGUGCCAGGAAUCCAGUUUUGGAUUCCUGGCAAUAUAUAUUAUCCCUUUAACAAGCUGAGCCAAUCAAAUGCUUUCCCAUGGGAAAGCAUUGUGACUGGCUCAUGACCACUUCGGAUGGGAUUUUGUCACCUUAUAGGACAAAGGACACCAUAUUUAUGGUUUCAAUAGUGUCUGUAUUAUGCGUGUAGGGUUUUUGUUUCUUAUAAGGUGACUUUAAAGUCAUAGGUGGGAACUGGACCUAUCAACCAUUUUUUAUUUUUAUUUUUUUCAUUUUUUUUUUCAUUAUAGGAUCAUUCUUUUUAAGCUAUUAAAGGUACACUAGCAUUAGAAAUACAAACUUGCAUUCCUAAUGCUACAGUGUCACUGUCACUGCUUUUUCUUUUGUUCGCAAGUUCUUUCUGUUUCUAAUGUGUGGCAAGCAGUUUACAGUGUUUAUUUUAUUUUUAGAUGUCAAAUAUCACAGUGACCUACAGGGAUGGCAGAGUGGCACAAUUGGAACAGGUCUACAUCAGAGGCAGCAAAAUCAGAUUUCUCAUUCUUCCAGACAUGUUGAAAAAUGCUCCGAUGUUAAAGAGUAUGAAGAAUAAAAACCAAGGAUCUGGAGCAGGAAGGGGAAAAGCUGCUAUUCUCAAAGCUCAAGGUCCGUGUAAUUUGUAAUACAAAUGCGUUUUUUGGGCUGUUAUCUCAAAAUGACAAACCCUUGUCGGUUAUCAAAAUCUUUGAUAAUAUUGUAGUUUUAGCCAAUAAGAGUUAAAGGUGAACUUGUCAUGACUGAUAUAGGUUUGCAGUUUUCUAACAAUCUGACUUGACUAGUGUUAUAUUGGGUAAAGGUAAAAUUUAGUUACAUGAAUAUACUUUUGAGUGGGACCUGCCAUAGACAGAGCCAGUUCCCUGUUGCUGGUGAUUGAUACUUAGAUUCCGCCCAGAGGCCAUCAAUGUUAAUUCUAUGCAUAUUGUACUACUCUUGACUGCAUGCUGUCUGCAGAUGUGUCAAUCUUCUUCCUUGCCUACAAGGGAAGAUUGCUUCUCCCUCCCAUCCAUGGUGCGCUCUCCUGUGUCAGUAGUUAAUAAAAAAAAGUGUAGAGCUUGCACAUGUGCUCUGAGAAGAGCUGCUAAUCUUAAAGAUUUUCUUGCCCUGCUCUCUAGCGUGCUGUUUACUGAUGCCUGGGCUAGAGUGAGGUCCUAUACUGGCAUCACUGGAGGGAGCAGAGAAAAGAGCAGGAAUUCACAUUGGCUGCCAAACACCCAGGCAUCAUGACAACACUUCUAAUCGCCCUGGCGUCUUGAUUUGUUGAGCCCUGUGUGUGUAUAUGUGUAUUUUUCCAAAAUAUUUAUUUAUUACUGGUAUUUAUAAAGCGGCAACAGAUUCCACGUGCUGUACAAUUAGUGAACGUACAAUAUACACAGACAAAUACAAAAGGUAGAGAGAGCCAUGCCCAUAAGCUGAUCUAGCCAUUGGAGCUCUUUUUAUACAAAGUGCUUGGCUAUGCUGGUUUAGCAGUAGAUGGCAGUAUUGGUCUACAUCAAUAUAUUCUAGUUCUAGGACACUUAAUGACCUUAACCCUCUGCUGCCAUACAGACACUUCAUAAUGCAAGUUUGCAUUUUUUCCCCCUGUUUUCGUUUCUUAAUUUCACACCAAAUAUUUGUAUAGAGAUCCAAAAUAGUGUGAAAAUAUUAAGAAAUGAAAACUGGAGAAAAUAUGUUUGGUUUGGUCCUAUUCAGGUAGUUUGCAUAUAUUAAAGCAUAACACUCUUCUAAAACCUGUUAAAUUGACAACAUUUUUGUCUGGAAACUUCAGGGUUAUGCUCUUACAAUAUAUUGUACUAGCCUGUAAUGCCCACAAUUUGAACAUUUUAAAAUGUGUUCCUUAGUUAAGUGUGCCUAAUGGAUUUAAAUCUUAAUCUAGAAUGUAAUGUAACUUUUUUCUUUUUUGUUCCAGUGGCAGCAAGAGGCAGAGGACGUGGCAUGGGUCGUGGAAAUAUUUUCCAAAAACGACGAUAACAGUGUUUUGUGUUUUAAUUGCCCCACCUGACUGUUUAAGCAACCCUUCUGUAGUUUUUCUUUUUAUUAAUAAAAUUGUUCACGAAAAAUGAUCUGUCCAUUUAAUCAUCCUAUGUAUUGAAAUUGGAUGAAUCUCCUUAAAAUGAUGCUCACUGUCUUCAUGUGCUAAACUAUGGUGAGGUUCUUUGGCUUUUUGUGUAAUUUUUAAGGAAUUCAAAGUGAAUUUCACGGCCAAUUUAGCUGAACUUUUGUCACUGACCCUUAAUGUUUACAAUUGGAAGUGAGAUUUGGGAUACUGGGAAUCCAUAAGUUAACACCACUCCUGAGCAGCUUUGCCCGUGCCACACUUGGCAAAAAGAUUGUAUAUACCCAUCUUAAAGAAUAUGAACAAAUAAAAUACAAUGUUUUUGUUUCUUUGAGCCCAUACAGUCACAACAAGCAUGUAUCUUGCUACAGGACAUUGCAUCACACCUAAUAAGUUUGAAUCUUGCUCCCUUUAACUGGUUGAGGCUUUGCCCUGAUUGCUUCACUACUAUAUAUUUUUUAAAAAAAAGUUUCAGACAGUGGCUAACACUGUCUUGCUAAAAUAAUUGCUUAGAUUUACAAUUGUCUUGUUCUGUAAAGUUUUUAAUAUACAUGUGAACUUGGGCAGCAUACAUUUUUAUUAACCUUUUAAUGAUCAAAUGACAAGUACUCCAGUCCUAUUGAUUCUGCAAGCCCUUUAUAUAGGUUUUGAUUACUGAAGUAUGAGCCAGGAAUAACUGAAUACAUAAAAGCUAGCUUUAAAGGGAAACUCCAGUGCCAGGAAAACAAUCCAUUUUCCUGGCACUGCAGGUUCGCUAUCCCUCCCACCCCCAAUCCCCGGUUGCUGAAUGGGUAAAAACCCAUUCAGUAACUUACGGUAGCGACUAUGUUCCACGUCGCUGCUUCUUCCUUCGCACCACUCCUCGUCCUGACUGCGUCGGCCGGUGGGCGAGACUGAUCCCGCCUACCUGCCGAGGAGACCUAAUGCACUGCCACACAUGCGCAUUAGCACUCUCCAUAGGAAAGCAUUGAAAAUGCUUUCCUAUGGGGAAAUGAGCGACUCUGGAGGUCCUCACACAGCGUGAGGACGUCCAGCGACGCUCUAGCACAGGUUUUCUGUGCUGUGGACAAGGAAGUGCCCUCUAGUGGCUGUCUACUAAACAGCCACUAGAGGUGGAGUUAACCCUGCAAGGUAAUUCUUGCAGGGUUAAGAGUAGUGGGAGUUGGCACCCAGACCACUCCAAUGGGCAGAAGUGGUCUGGGUGCCUGGAGUGUCCCUUUAAGGAUAUUAACUGAUGUCCCAAACCUUAAAGGUAAUACAUUCCAGUUGUUGUUUUAUUUCCCCAAUUCAAAAUAUUAUGAAAGGCUUAAAAGCUUUGUGCUAUAUUUGUGGAAAAACAAUUUUUUUUUUUUUUUUUUUCAAAUAAAAUCACUCAAC
Messenger RNA from Pelobates cultripes (western spadefoot toad), 7338 nucleotides. The record is from the annotation of a GenBank genome assembly. Lineage: Eukaryota; Metazoa; Chordata; Amphibia; Anura; Pelobatidae.